Aplysia californica (California sea hare) is the source of this 1358-nucleotide messenger RNA. Its product is annotated as ADP-ribosyl-[dinitrogen reductase] glycohydrolase. The record is from RefSeq and is a predicted model, not a curated record. NCBI's taxonomy places the organism in Eukaryota, Metazoa, Mollusca, Gastropoda, Aplysiida, Aplysiidae.
UCACCGUAUAAAAACAUAAACAUUGAGAGGGAUGGAUCCUGCUGGGGAGACUCAUUUCUCACUUUCUCACAGUGGCGCAAGAUCGUGGACUGUUUUUAUACAAAUGAUCAAACAGACUGUCACUGCUUCCAACGACUCUGAGUAGAUCUAGGUGGUCGAAGACUAGAUUUAUAUAGAGAAGUCAGAAGAGUACCUCGCUACAGGUUUAGAAUCGGACAGUUUCUUCUGAGGCUGAGGAUCAUAAGCAUGGCUGCAUUAGAAGUAGAGGUUGAUUCUGCACAUGUUCCUGCUGCCGUUUGUGAGCAGAUGCUUGCUACUGUUUUGGGACAAUGCAUUGGAGAUGCGCUUGGAUUGUUAACAGAAUUCAUGUCUAAGGAAGAAGCAAAAGAGUAUUAUGGUCGGAAGCCAAAGAAUCUGAAGUAUGCACAGAAAGUUCCAGAUCUUCACAGGAGCAGGUGGAAGGAUGGUGACUGGACAGAUGACACUGACCAAAUGAUUCUUAUCCUCCAGGGCAUUCUCUACAACAAAGGAGAGGUUCUUACUUGUGACUUUGCGGCGAGGAUGCGUCGUUGGAUGAGGCAAGGAUUUCCUGAACUGGGAGAUUUUGGAGGAAAUGGUAUUGGAGCAACAACAUCAAAAGUUUUAAAUCAAGAAAAGUUUUUAGAGACGCCUCAUGAGGUUGCUUACAUGGUCUGGGACCGCAAUCAGAGAAACGUUGCUCCAAAUGGAGCUGUGAUGAGAACCUCUAUCUUAGGUCUUCACCAGUGGCAGGACUUGGAUGCUGUGAUUAAAAACUGCAUAGAAAUUUGCAAGACAACUCAUCAUGACCCAAGAUGCCAGGCUUCUACAAUUGCCGUAUCAACAUGUAUAGCACAAAUGUUGCAGCACACUGCUCACAAGCAGACAGCAAAGUCAGGAUCCUUGAAUGUAGAUUCUCUCAUCAAGAAGUCUUAUGAACUAGCAUGCUCUGUAUUAGAAACAGAAGAACAAGCAGGAGAUGCGGACACCAAUGGAUGUGUGGCUGGGGCAAUGUUGGCUUGUAAACUAGGCUUGUCUGCUAUACCAAAAGACUGGAUUGAUGAACUCGAACAUAAAGAUUGGCUUAUGGAGUAUUUCCAUAGAUUUGUACGUCUCCAAUCUGAGCUCAGUAAACCUGUAUCAGAGAGGACAAGCAAUGAUGAUCUCAGCCUUGAAGCUUUGAGAGAGCUCACACAGAAGAUCAGAGAUGAGCAGCAAAAAGAUUCUGCUUCAAAAACAUAAUUGCCUGUCCAUGCCUGUGAUGUGUGGCUUCAGUAGUCUAGUGGUUAUACCCCCCGGGGCAGUGCCACUGACUGUAGUGUCUUUAGGCCAUUCCCAAA